This is a messenger RNA of Oncorhynchus tshawytscha (Chinook salmon), 1172 nucleotides long. Its product is annotated as probable Bax inhibitor 1. The record is from RefSeq and is a predicted model, not a curated record. Gene Ontology annotation, molecular function: enzyme binding. The transcript has 10 exons. The coding region runs from base 165 to 878 and encodes 237 amino acids. Gene Ontology annotation, cellular component: mitochondrial membrane. Lineage: Eukaryota; Metazoa; Chordata; Actinopteri; Salmoniformes; Salmonidae. Gene Ontology annotation, biological process: cellular response to unfolded protein; negative regulation of apoptotic signaling pathway; negative regulation of endoribonuclease activity.
GCAAUGUGAUGAUGUCACUACGUUGCGACGCUCAAUCGAAUGACACGUACAGUUAGUAAACAAGGAUAGAUAGAAAGUUGUCGAAGGAAAUAAAAGACAAGGAAUAAAGCUAGCUGGCUAACUACUGUGCCAAAUCUGCCAAGAUCUCAGAAACCUGUCUCAAUAUGAACGUGUUUGACCGCAGCAUCAAAUUGGAUGUUCUCCUCAAGUUCUCCCAAAUUUCCCAAUCUACCCAGUUACACCUGAAGAAUGUCUACUCCAGUUUGGCAGUUUGCAUGUUCGUGGCUGCAGCAGGCUCCUACGUCCAUGUUGUCACACGGAUCUUUCAGGGUGGGUUGCUGACUCUUCUGGGUUCCCUGGGCAUGGUGGUUUGGUUGUCCAUGACACCACACAACCCAGAGACCGAGAAGAAGAGACUGGCUAUCCUUGCAGGGUUUGCUUUCUUCACAGGUGUUGGUCUUGGACCAGCAAUGGACUUUGUCAUCAUCAUUAACCCAAGCAUCAUUGUGACAGCCUUCCUUGGAACCUCAAUCAUCUUUGUCUGCUUCACUCUCAGUGCCCUGUAUGCCAAGCGCAGGAGCUUCCUCUUCCUAGGAGGUAUUCUGAUGUCUGGCUUGUCUGUCUUGUUCCUGGUGUCUGUGGUGAACAUGUUCUUUGGAUCAGCGAUACUCUUCAAGGCUCACAUGUACCUGGGUCUGGUCAUUAUGUGUGGCUUUGUUCUGUUCGACACUCAGCUCAUCAUUGAGAAAGCAGAGAACGGAGACAAGGACUACAUCUGGCAUUGCGUGGACCUGUUCCUCGACUUUGUGACCAUUUUCAGAAAACUCAUGAUUCUCCUUGCCAUGAAUGAGAAGGACAAGAAGAAAGAAAAGAAGUAGAUUAAAUAAAUCCAGUUGAAGUUUCAAAUGAAAAACGAUCUGUGACAAGGAACAGAACCAGCAACAAAGCCUCUGUCUGCAGUGCUGUUGGUGCUUUCACUAUUUGUCAUUCUUGGUACUUUUUGUCCAUUGAUUUGAGCUUGCAAGAGGUUAUAAGGUUGUAUUUUAGGCUACUGCUGCAGUGAGAAUGCUUGUCCUGUAGGGGGAGUGGUUGUUCUAUGAAGAUCUACAUAACAGAACUGAACUCUUUGUGCCAUUAAAAAUAAAAAUAAAAUAAAAAACAUUUUUUCAGAA